This is a messenger RNA of Pseudomyrmex gracilis, 6386 nucleotides long. RefSeq lists its product as uncharacterized. Gene Ontology annotation, cellular component: cytoskeleton. The transcript is spliced from 21 exons. The record is from RefSeq and is a predicted model, not a curated record. Bases 616 to 5595 code for a protein of 1659 amino acids. Lineage: Eukaryota; Metazoa; Arthropoda; Insecta; Hymenoptera; Formicidae.
UGCUGCCGUACGAUCAUCCGUCGUGUACCCGUUCGCAUGUUUUUUCAAUUUUUUGCGCCCACGCGUCGUGACCGUUUGUUUUUUGCACAUGUCGAUGUUCAUUGUUCACGUCUAACUGGUGACAGCGCGUCGGCGCGCCUCCCGCCGGUUGUGAAAGUCCCGAAAACCAAAAGGCGCAUAUACCCUUUCCGCGUACUACACAACACGGUGUACGGUGCCCGUGGGUGCUGCGGCUGGUGCUCGACAGAAGGAGGAGGCAUGGAGUGUGUUCAGUGUGCUCGUUUCAAAUUGUCACGGGCCGUUACCUCAGCCCCGCUCGUAACAAGGUCGCAGCGCAAGGCCCGUGUCGCGAUCGACGAUGACCGUACGAGCGUGUGAGGUAACAAGAUGGCGAGGAUGAGCAGACCCUGCUCCCCGAGCGUCGGUAUCGAGUCGAUCCCUCGCAGGAAGAAACCGAUAAUCCCAGAAGGGAAGGAGCACGAACGCGGACUGCCGGAUGCACUGAGAAUCCUUCGGCAGAAGGAGGCAGAAGCAGGCGGGCAGCAGCAGGAGGUGGAGGCGUCGUAAUAAAAAGCAACUUGACAACGACGAAUCAACGACGUGCGAAUCAGGACGAUGGACGAGAUACGUGGCUCGUCGUCGGCUCGCCGCCUCUCUCAGAUCCUCGAUCCUAUCACGCGGCUCGCCAGCGACUUCGGCUCCAACUCGGCGCCGUGCAGCCCGCGACUGGGCACUCGUGCGCACGAUGCAACGAGCGCUGGGUCCGCUGCUGCUGGUCAGUCAGGCCCAACAGCUCCCGGUGGCGUUUCGUCGUCAUCACGCGCAGGCCCGAGCGGCGCCUCGACGAUCGGCGGAUCCAGUUCCGGGCCCGACAGUCCACGAUUGUGGCCGCGACAGUUUCGACAGGCUCCGACGCCACCGCCACGGCCUAGACACGCAACCGCCACCGCAGUCACUACCGCCACUACUUCCACUAGCACUUCCACCUUCGUUAACAUCAAUAACAAUAAUAACAACAACAAUAACGCGAGUAGCGGCGCCGAGAGCGGUUCGGUGCCGCCAACGAUAGUGCACACGAGAGACUCGCCUUACGUCAACGUGUCGAAUCUGUUCUUCCACAAGGACAAGAGUUUCGCCGAGAGCGCCCGGAGUGCUGGCUACAUCGAGCUCCGCGAAAAACCAAAAUGUAGCCCGUACGACUUCACGUCCGAGUCGAGCGGUCAUGUGGAAUACGCGGACAAGAGAACAUUUGUCGCGCCGGUUCAAUCGGAUCUGGCCUACGAUGUCAGCAAGGAUCCCGGCGGACCACUCUGCAGAGGAAGGACGAACUACGAUCCAGGACCGUCCAGCGGCAGAGGCCACUUCGAUAGAACAUUCUCGUUCGACAGAACAUUCUCCGGCAGACAACCGUCAGAACAACCGCGGAUGUACGAAACGAGCAGAUUGUACGUCGAUCCGAGAACCGCCGGUGGCAAUGUCGACCUGAAGAGAGAGAAGUUGGACAUCAGGCCUGCGUACAGCACCUCCAAGAGCUUCGACGGCUACACCACGACAGUGGAGGAACUCAACUGGCAGGAGAGGUGUCUGGAGCUGCAAUUGGAAUUACACAGGAGCAGAAGUCAGGCGACCAGAGUGAGAGACAUGCUUCGAGAAAAACUCUCCGAGCUCGAGCAGCGGGUGUUGGAAGCGGAGGGCAGGGCGGAUGAAGCGGAGGACAAGGUACGGAUGAUGGAGGAGCGGUUGGUGAAGGGUGAAUACUGUCUAAGCACAUCCGGCGUUGGUUCUCCGCCGCAUUCGCUACCGUCUACUUCCGGUACGCAGAAUGACAAGAUCGAGGAUGUCCAUUGUGCCUGCAUUUCGAAGUUAGAGACUCAAGUCGAGGAACAGAGGCAACUGCGGUUACAAGAUGCCAGGCAGGUAGAGGCAAAAGCAGCGAGAAUAAAAGAAUGGGUCACUAAUAAAUUGAGAGAACUGGAACAGCAGAAUCAGCAUCUUAGAGAACAAAACAAUAAGUGCAAUCAGCAACUAGAGUUGUUACGCAAUCAUAUAACCAAUAUUGGACUUAAACCUCCCGCACCGACAAGAGCAUCUUUGUCUCUGGAAGUGGAUCCUACCUUGCGCAUCGAUCGUAGACGUUCAGAAAGUCUAGAAGGUACUCCGCAGACAGUGCCGGAGUGCGUGCAGAAUAUCGUUGCGGAGCCGCAAACGGGCACGAAGCAUCGGAGACAUUUAUCCGCUUGCGGUACCAUUCAACGAGGAAUUGCAGCCACGAAUAUGGAUUCAAGUCUGCUGUCUGAAGAACUGGCUGCAGCGGUGGAGAAUCUGGUGAUGUUGCCGAAUAUAUCCGGUGUCUCGGAAGCGAGCAGGGACAGUGGAAGCUCGGAAGCGGUGCAUGACUACGCCGAGAUAUAUACACCAAGCCGCGAGGGCAUGAAUUGGCUGCAGGGAGGGCAAGGCCCUCGUCCACCGACCCCGCCGUUGCACAGAUUUCCUAGUUGGGAGGCAAAAAUAUAUCAGGUAGCAGACGGCGGCCUUGGCAUCGGUCCACCGACAAACGAGGAAUCUGCACCUUCCACGAUAACCAACACGAGUUCGUCGAAACAUUCCCAGGCUACGGGACACAACUUGACAGCGCACAACUCUCAAGGCUAUUGCGAUAUUUCUGUUCCAGUAUACGCCACGGUCAAAGGACGUGCUAGUCAAAUCAGAUCCAUGCCUUUCGGUGACAGUUCCGACGACAGUUCGGACGGCGAAGAACACCCGAAUCAAACCGAGACCAACACAAGAAUCACGAAUAGCUCGUCUGAUAAUACGGACUCCUCUCUCGGUAGUGGGAGCAGUCCUUCAAAAAGUAUUAAAACAACUAGUAGUCUUAGCCCUGCAAAAAGAAGCUCAAGCGGCUCUCCUAGUAAAAGCGUAAAACGUGAUACUUCUCUCGAGUCAGGAUUGUCCGAGGAUUACGCAAUACCUCCUGACGCGCUCAGUUCGACAUCUCUGGAAUCGAGUAUGCCUAGUCUGCUGAUGCGCGUUUCCGGUGAAAGUCCAAAGAGACAGGAAUCUCUGGAGAAGACAGGUCACCUGGCUAAGUUGGGCGGCAAGUUAAAAACGUGGCGAAAGCGAUGGUUUGUUCUGAAAAACGGUGUGCUGACUUACUGGAAGAGUCAAAAUGACGUUAAUCGGAAACCUCAAGGUCAAAUAAUUUUGGACGAAGUAUGCAGGAUUAAUAGAGCUGAAGGCGCGGCCACUUUUGAAAUAGCCACCGGUAAGAAGACGUAUUACUUAACCGCGGACUGUAUUGCCACGAUGGAAGACUGGAUAAGAGUGUUACAAAACGUGCAGAGGAGAAACGCGACGAAACUUCUGCUCAGCAAGGAAGAUAACAAACCGACGAUACAAGGUUGGUUAACGAAAGUGAAGAACGGUCACGCGAAGAAGUGUUGGUGCGUUCUCAUCGGCAAGAUGUUCCUUUAUUUUAAGUGCCCCAGCGACACGAAUCCCAUUGGUCAAAUCAACAUGAGGGACGCUCGAGUAGAAGAGGUGGAGCACGUGUCAGAUAGCGAUAGCGAAGAGAGAGACGCCGAGUGUCCGCAUGAAAGAACAAUCGGUAUCUUUCCGACGCAUCAGGGACCGACGUAUUUACUGAUGCCGCACAAGCAGGACAAGGAUAACUGGCUCUACCAUUUGACGGUGGUAUCCGGAGGCGGACCGAGCGCCGGUACACAGUACGAGCAACUAGUGCAGAGAUUAAUGGAGACCGAUGGCGAUCCCAGCUGCGUGCUGUGGCGACAUCCUUUACUGCUGCACUCAAAAGAAAGCAUCACGAGUCCGCUGACUAGUUUAACUUCUGAAUCCCUGCAGACCGAAGCCAUAAAGCUCUUCAAGGCCUGUCAGCUGUUUAUGUCGGUGGCAGUAGAGCAAGCAGGUAUCGACUACCACGUGGUUCUAGCACAAAACGCAUUGCAACAAUGUUUAGAUCAGCCUGAACUUCAGUCUGAAUUUAUAUGUGCACUGGUAAAGCAGACAAGUCGUCACACGCAACACCGUUUGGGCGUACAGCAGCUCCUCCUCUGCGCCACGCAAUCGCUCUUCACCUGCGAUACGCAAAGUCCCGCGGCAAAUGGCAGCGGUGAAAAUGCGGACGCGCAAUCAACGGCCUCGACUUCUCACAGUCCUCCGCUCACGCAGGGCCACUCAACCUCCACUAUCUUGGACUGCAAAACUAAUCCCGCGCAGUACGUGCUUAUCCAAGGGUGGCAACUCCUGGCGCUCGCUGUCUCGCUCUUCUUACCUAGGAACAACCGGCUACUGUGGUACCUGAAAUUGCACCUGCAGAGAAACGCCGACACCAAAACGGAAUGCGGCAAAUACGCGGCUUACUGCGAGAGAGCCUUGGAGAGAACUUUACAGAAUGGCGGUAGAGAGGUAAAACCCUCGAGAAUGGAAGUGCUGUCAAUCCUGAUGAAGAAUCCGUAUCAUCAUUCGCUACCGCAUGCCAUACCCGUUCACUUUCUAAACGGCACGUACCAAGUUGUAAGCUUCGACGGUAGCACGACGAUAGAGGAAUUUUUGAACACCUUGAAUCAGGAGAUCGGCUGUAGAGACGUUCAUCAGUCCGGCUUCACGCUAUUCAGCGAUGAUCCGAUCGAAAAGGAUCUCGAACACUUUAUUGAUCUACAAGCGAAGCUAUGCGACAUCAUCUCGAAGUGGGAAACCGCGUUACGGGAGAAGGGCUCGGGAAAAUUCGAGAACACCAGAGUGAUACAAUUGACAUACAAAUCACGCUGCUACUGGCGGCAAGCUGCUAAAAUGGAAACGGACAAAGAAAGACUUCUGUUAUGCUAUCAAGUGAAUCAACAAGUUGUGCAAGGAAAAUUUCCUUUGAAUCGUGAACUCGCUUUCGAAUUAGCAUCAUUGAUGGCACAGAUUGACUUCGGGGAAUAUAACAAUGAUAAGGCACGCGGUAGCGGUGCCAAUCCGCACCAUCUCGUACUACAAGCGUUGGAUAAGUUUUAUCCGUUACGCUAUCGAACCAAUAUUACUGCCGAUCAAUUGAGAGAAUUGCAGGAAAAGCUGCAAGAAAAAUGGAUCGCUUUAAAAGGACGUAGUGUAUUGGAUUGCGUUCGUAUAUAUCUCACAUGUACCAGAAAGUGGCCUUUUUUCGGAGCUACCUUGUACCAAGCAAAACUGAAGCAAACCGACCCUGUAACUGUUUGGAUAGCAGUAUCUGAAGAUAGUGUAACGUUGCUCGAGUUACAAACAAUGGCGGUCAUGUGUCGUUACAAUUAUGCAAAUAUAGUGACAUUCGGUGGCUGCUUAGACGACUUUAUGCUUGUCGCUUGUCCGGAUGAGGGUGCGGCCGAGCAGAAACUUUUGUUCGCACUUUCUAAACCUAAAAUUUUGGAAAUAACACUACUGAUCGCUGACUACAUGAAUGCUCUCGGCCACGCAUUACCGGGCACUCCUCAAAUGAAUACUCUAACUCGCAACGGAUCACACCGGUCUAUCAAAUCCACUUUGAGACCCGCGACUGGUUCAAGCUGUCUUCCAACUCAACCUGAUAUAUUGAAAUCGACACCAGAUCACCAAAGACCUUAAUAAAAAAAAAGUCUGGGCGCGUUAGUUUUCGGAAAUACGAUGGGAUUUCUUGUGUACGCGCGCGCGGAAAGUUUAAGUACGACGUAUAUUUUAUUUUGUCGUUUGUAUAUUACAUAAAAACAACAUAAAAGUGCAGUAUUAGUAUUGUAUACACUGCGGCGCAAUCGCAGUUUAUGGCAGGUCGAAUAAUAUUUACGUUUAUGUCGUGUAUUUGUGUAAAUUAGUAUCGACACUUGUAAAACCGCAUCUCUCUGUGUAAAUACUUCAUACGGUAAAAUACAACAAGCUAUCCACGCGAAAAAAAAAACGUGCAGAUGGCUUGAAAGAGUGGUGACUGAAAUCGAAUCAAAUCGAUUUGCAACUGCCUAAAUUAGUACGCGCGAUUACAACAUCGAAUAAUUUGUAUCUUGCUGUUAAGUAUCAAGCUGAGAUUUUUGCUACCGUAUUUAUAUACCAAAUUAAAAACUAUAUAUAUAUAUAUAUAUACACAAAAAAUAAACGCGUAAUAAAAAUAUUACGUGAACGAUGACGUAUUUACUUAUUGUGUAUAUAUUAAUCGGGGAUAUAUAUUAAAUGUUUAGAGAUAUAACGGAAUACGUUUUUUCCUAAUUUUUUAAUAAAUCGAACUUAAUAAAAAUGUUGCGACCAUGCGUCGUCGUUAUGUUAUAUAAUUUUCAAACGCACAUUCUUCUACUUCCAGUCGAAGUUUUCGCAUUGCUAUCCGAUUUGAAUCAGAAAUUUCAUUUCAUUGAAUUUGUUAGAUUUUAUUUUUAUUAAAAAGCAUGUACGCU